Molecule: messenger RNA, 2283 nt
Organism: Trichoderma breve
Lineage: Eukaryota; Fungi; Ascomycota; Sordariomycetes; Hypocreales; Hypocreaceae
Exons: 2
Coding region: 1-2283 (760 amino acids)
Source: RefSeq, a predicted model, not a curated record
AUGCCUUCCUCCCUCCCCUUUCGCCGACGAGACCCUGGCAUAACAGCCCAGGCGUCCUCUACCUCUUUCAACGACAUCAUCUUCCCCAAGAUCUACGAAGAAGCCUGGGGCGUUUCCGAUGGCACAACUUCAGAUAAUCGAUCGGAAUUCGAUCGAGCGCGUAUCUUUCUCUUGCGCAUGGCCAACAUGACGCCCGAUCCCAAGAUUAUCGAAGAGCUGCGCACGAUUGUCGCAAACCCGCAAAACAAAACUAUACAAGCCCUAGCAACGGCGAUACAGCAUCGGAUAUUUGGUGACUCGCACGGCUCUUUUGCUACGACACCCCUGAUGCAAUCUGUGCGGUUCAUGCUUCUAAAGGCCCGCGUUCCAGAACUCAUUCUGUCGGACCGAACAAGAUCUGUCGUCGACUUCUUUUUCGAUCCAACACUGGAGAGAAACCUGAACCCGCCGCCCACCGGAGAUGUGUCUGUCUACAAGUACCCAGCGGGAAGACUGAAGGUUGCCAUUGUAGGAGGCGGGCCUACUGCUUUGGCAUCGGCCAUCUCCAUCGCAGAGAAAGGCGCCGGCAGUGUCGAGGUCCACAUGUAUGAAAAGCGCUGGAUACAAAAAGUGCUCCCCAAUGGCACUGUUGUCGUCGACUACCCUCCGUAUGCCAAGCGAAGAGACCAAGUCGUUACGCUUCAGGACUCGGUCACACGACUUCUCAGCAAGCCAUCGUUCCAAGCGCUCUUUGCCGGAAGACCAGAACGAGUGUGGCCCGGCUCAGCCAAUAUUCAGAUCCGAAAAGUAGAGGAUCGAUUCCUCAAGCGAGUGCAGGAUCCAGAGUUCCAGGGACUCAUUUACUUGCACUGCGAGGGAGUUACCAGAGAAGAUCUUGCUAAAGUUGGCGAUUUCCAUGUUCUGCUUGGCGCUGACGGCGCUGCCUCAUGGGUACGGCAGUCAUACUUCCAAGGAUAUGAGAACGAGCGCGGGAGAAGCUAUGCGCUAGGCUUGGCUUUUGACCGACCAGCUGGUUUGCCGUGGUCACAGCCUCUCAACGUCUUCCUCACGCUUGGACAGACGCGCUACCUGCUCAACGCGAGUGAUCACGAUGGCCGAGGCUACCUGAACAUGCAACUCACUGAAGAGGAGUGGCACAAGAUGGUUUCGAUUGACGGCCAGCCCGUUCACUUUGGCAGGCCCGGCUGUUUCAGGAAACUAGACGGAAGUGUCCCUGAAGGUUUCGAGCACAGUCAAAUAUUUGCACCUUCAGAGGAUAGGGGCAGUCCUCUGUGGGUAUCCAUCUCAGAUGGCCUUAAGUUGUUUGGAUUCAAGGAGGAGGAAGUCAUCAACGUUGUGCGAAUCCCCAUUGUUGUCCAAGCUCGCCCCCAUGCCCUUGUUGCGGUGGCAGGUGAUGCAGCAAUGACGGUUCAUUUCUGGCCUGGUCGUGGACUCAACAGCGGAAUCAAAGCUGGCUUGUCCCUGGGAGAUGAGCUUGUACAUGCCUUGAACAACGGCAAAUUUAUCGGCAUGCCCAUCGAUGCCUUGAAAGAGUACAACGAUUUCAUUCUCAAACUGCAAGGACGAGAGCAUGAUAAGCGAAGCAUUCCCAUCCUGAACCAAUCUGGUUCUCCCGAGAUGCUCGGCUGGCUGCUCCAAAAGGCCAACAGCGUUCCCGAUCAGGUAGCCAUCGAGUGGCUGAUUGGCGCCAUGACGCAAAUCGCAGACCGCCUCCAGAGGAGAGACGACUGGGCGUACGAUUAUGUCUACAAUGUCGAGCCUCAGCUGCGCAUUGUGCUGCGGCAACUAGACACCGUCACUCUUAAAGAAAUGGCCGUCAGCUUCCCCUGGCCGACCAGAGAAAUGGCCGGCGCCGAAGUAUUGCCCAUUCGAUCCAUGAAGCCAGAGGAGAAGCAGAAAUGGCUCAACAACCUGUGGGGUGUCUUGCGAGAGGAGAGAAACAAAGAAAGCCGCGGCCCUCCACCUCAGGAACGGGACCGAUCUCCUUCGGCAGCGCGAUUCGAAGCUCCCAAAGGUGGUAAAGCCAGGCCUAUGUCUCUCAUGCCACCAGGUUCGGACAGCCUUGGCAAUGGAAUUUUGAAGAGGAGCAAUGCCACACAAAGCGUGCGACAUAGUAGGGGUCUCUCGGUGCCAGGAGAGGGUGCACCCAGGGCUCGAUCGCCAUCACCAGGCCCAGGCGGCGAAGUCAGUCUAAGCAGAAUGCUGACGGUUCACAAGAAGCCGCCGACGUCGGUUUUGGGCGAUGCGUUGUCUUUGGCUCUGUUCCGUGUGGAGGGAGAGUGA